Messenger RNA from Xyrauchen texanus (razorback sucker), 2299 nucleotides. RefSeq names its product chromo domain-containing protein cec-1-like. The record is from RefSeq and is a predicted model, not a curated record. The transcript is spliced from 7 exons. Gene Ontology annotation, biological process: negative regulation of transcription by RNA polymerase II. Gene Ontology annotation, cellular component: PRC1 complex. NCBI's taxonomy places the organism in Eukaryota, Metazoa, Chordata, Actinopteri, Cypriniformes, Catostomidae. Bases 136 to 1464 code for a protein of 442 amino acids.
GCACUGGAUCUUACGAAUAUGGAGCUGUCAUCAAUUGGAGAGCAAGUGUUUGCUGUGGAGUCAAUAACGAAGAAGAGGAUAAGAAAGGGCAAUGUGGAAUAUCUGCUAAAGUGGCAAGGAUGGUCCCCUAAGUAGAUGGGGAUGACCUGCCGGCAGAUUUCCCAGGGAAAGGGGGGCGGGUGUACGUCAUGCCGGGGGCUCCCCAGCCUGAGAGAACGAGGGAGGAAUGUGGCAGGGCGGAGGGCGGGGCCGGGUCGUACUUCUACACACCCGGUCCCUUAUCAGGCUAAUCAAGCCUCCGAGAGGGAUAAAGGCCAACUGCGAAAGAUGGUGCGGGAGAGAGAGAUCGUUUAUGGGCAUGUCCAUCGUGUGUGUGUGUACAACACCUGGGAGCCAGAAGACAACAUACUGGACCCUCGUCUAGUCCUUGCCUACGAAGAAAAGGAGGAGAAGGAAAGAGCCUUGGCUUAUAAAAGGAAAGGCCUGAGACCCCGUCGAGUUAUCGUGCGGAACCUCUAUCCCAUGGAUCUACGAAGUGCCCACAAGGUUCCGGAAAAGCCUGUCCCUAGAAUCCGCCUGUCACUCAGCCGUUCUAUGGGGACAGAAAUCGAUAAGAACAGACGGCGUUGCAGAGAGAGCGUGGGCUUCCAUCGCAUAAUGAAACUCAAGAAUAGGCUGCGCAAGUCCAAACUCAGUGAUGGCAUUAAACCAUCGCAGCAACCAAGAAGUCCAAUUCCUUCAAAAGUCUCUAAAGAGAAAGAGUGGGAUGAAGAUGAGGAAGAGGAGCAGAAGAUGAGUGAAAAUGAAGGGAACACAACAGACGUGCACCAGGACAUUCCAAGUGGCCAAGAGAUGUCCGAAGGCUACAACUCUUCCACAGAACAGGAAGCUGAAAUCACCAAGCAGGAACCUGAGAACUGCUCUUCCAUUUUUGACCAUGCUGAGAAGCCAAGCGAGGAUACCUGCCUCAUGAUAGGUCCAGUUUUAGAAGCGACAGAAAGACCUGAAUACUUCCUAAUCACAAACACACAAAAAAACGAGUCCGUAACAAACAUCACAGGGGGUGAAGAUGCUUUACGGGUAUCACAUGACACAGCAGACACUGACCAGCCACUACAAAACAGCACCAAAAAAGAAACUAAUGAGGAAGCUGUGUUUGACAAAAUACAGAACAGACCUUCAGUUAUUGAGGUACAUUUGAGUUCUAAAUGUGGACAGAACCAGGUCAAAGAGGGUCAGUUAGACAGUUCAGAGGUCGAAGACAAGAAAGGCAUGGAUGUUGAGGUCACAACAGAAUGCUCAACAUUGCAGGUCCAAACUGACCAAUCACAAGCUCCUUCCACCACUACAGUGAAUCCUGGAAAGGUAAUAGUGACUGAGGUCACUAUUAAUUCCUUGACCGUGACCAUUAAAGAGGCCAUGAGUGCAGAAGGCUUUUUCAGUGGCGAUGGUCUUGAGGUUUAAGUCGACAAAGGAACACAAGAACUUUACAAUAGAUUUAUGUAACUUCUGAAUUAUACAGUUUGCAGUAGUGAAGCAGAUAUUGUCUGUCUAAGCGAGGUAAGGACACACUAAGUCUUUUUUUAUUCCUCCAAGUUUGUCGUUGUGGUCAAAUAAUCGUUGAACGACAUAUCUGAGUAUAUUCAGUAAUGCUGUAAGCAAAGACUUCUAAAGCAUGUAAUGAAAAUAUCCAUGUCUGUGCCGCUACUUUUCCAUCCGCAGCAGUGAUUGCACUACAAGCAAGGAGAAGAAAAGCUUUUAAAGGGAUAAUUCACCCAAAAAUGAACCUUCCUUCCAUUGAACAAAAAAAGGAGAUUAGGGACAGUCUCUGUCACCAUUCAAUGUCAUUGCAUCUUUUUCCAUACAAUGACAGUGAUACGGGUGACUAAACGAUGACAGAAGUUUUGUUUUUGGCUGAACUUUCCCUAUAAAUUCUAAUUUAAAGAUAAAACUACUGCUACUUGUAUCAUUCCGCUACAUUUUGUCCUGUAAUCAACCAGGUGGGAAAAGGAAAGGGCACCUGGCUGUUUCCAUAUCUGCGCCUGAGCUCUCGUCACUCUGUUCUGAGGCCUUUGUCCAUUAUUGAAGAGUCAGUAUUAGUUUACAUUCACAGCUGCUACAGCGGACGCUUAUUUUGUAGGAGUAGAACCCGUUUAUCUGAACACACGUGCUUUAGGUGUUGCUUUUAGCAUGGCAGAAAUCAAAGCGGAGUCUAAAUUACACAUUUGGGUGGUAUUCGAACAUGGCUUGUCAGCUCUGUUGUUACACACCUGUGACAACUUCACUUUUUGCUUGCAUG